Messenger RNA from Stegastes partitus (bicolor damselfish), 1589 nucleotides. It is a transcript of the gene slc5a8l, whose product is annotated as solute carrier family 5 member 8, like. Lineage: Eukaryota; Metazoa; Chordata; Actinopteri; Pomacentridae. The record is from RefSeq and is a predicted model, not a curated record. Gene Ontology annotation, biological process: sodium ion transport; propanoate transmembrane transport. The transcript is spliced from 12 exons. Gene Ontology annotation, cellular component: membrane; extracellular exosome. Bases 69 to 1589 code for a protein of 506 amino acids. Gene Ontology annotation, molecular function: organic acid:sodium symporter activity.
CUGAAUCUAGGCAUUCUUAAGUGAGAAGUGCUACGAGAAGCUCCUUUACUCCUUCAGCUGAAACAACCAUGGUCGGUACAGGUGGUCCAGUGCCCACUUUCUCCCCGUGGGAUUAUGUGGUGUUUGCGGGAAUAAUUGUGGUGUCAGCAGGCAUCGGCCUUUUCCAGUCUUUCAGAGGACGUAAGGAGGCCAGCAGUGCAGAGUUCUUGUUGGGUGGACGGCAGAUGACAGCCGUACCUGUUGCCAUGUCGCUCACGGCCAGCUUCAUGUCUGGCAUCUCAGUCAUUGGCACACCUGCUGAGGCCUACCGGUUUGGAACUGCCUUCUGGCUCUUCGGGUUCUCCUAUUUCAUCAUGUCUGCCAUUACUGCUGAGAUUUUUGUGCCACUUUUCUACCGACUGGCGAUCACCAGCGCCUACGAGUACCUGGAGUUGCGCUUCAACCGUCUCAUUAGGGUUAUCGGGACAUCAAUGUACAUCGUACAGACGGGUCUGUACACCGGUUUAGUCAUCUACGCUCCUGCUCUUGCACUUAAUCAAAUCACUGGACUCAACCUGUGGGGAGUGUUGGUGGCUACAGGAGUAGUGUGCAUCAUCUACUGCACUUUGGGUGGCCUGAAAGCAGUAAUCUGGACAGAUGUGCUGCAGAUGGUGAUCAUGCUGACAGGUUUUGUAGCUGUUAUAGCAAGAGGAUCUGUCCUGCAAGGGGGCAUAACAAAGAUUUUUGAAGAUGCUGACCAAGGCGGCCGUCUACACACAUUUGACUUUGACCCAGAUCCUCUGAAGCGACAUACUUUUUGGACUAUUGUAGUCGGCGGUAGCAUUAUGUGGCUGUCUAUCUACUCGAUCAACCAGUCCCAGGUGCAGCGCUACAUCUCCUGCAAAACCUUGGGACACGCCAAGAUGGCUUUGUAUGUGAACAUGGUUGGCCUGUGGUUAACUGUGAGUCUGGCUAUGCUUUCUGGCCUCGCCAUGUACUCCAUUUACAAGAACUGUGACCCAUUUUCAAAUGGUGAUGUAGGCACUUAUGACCAGCUGCUGCCCUACAUGGUGAUGGACAUACUGGCAGUCUACCCUGGAAUCCCUGGCCUGUUUGUAGCUGCGGCAUACAGUGGCACUCUGAGCACAGUGUCUUCCAGCAUUAACGCCCUUGUGGCCGUCACGGUGGAAGACUUUAUUAAUCCCGUGUGCAAAAACCUCACAGCGAAACAAGUGAACUGGAUGAACAUGGGAUUGAGUGUAUUCUUUGGUGCUCUGUGUAUUGGGAUGGCUGGAGUUGCCUCAGCGAUGGGAAGCGUUCUGCAGGCAGCUCUGUCCAUAUUUGGCAUGAUUAGCGGGCCUCUCCUGGGUCUCUAUACGUUAGGAAUUCUUUUCCGAACAUCAAAUUCGACAGGAGCACUUACAGGACUGAUCACUGGUCUGGUGUUGACUCUGUGGGUGGGGAUCGGAAACCAGCUUUACCCACCAACAGCUGACAAGACACUUCCUCUCCCCCUCACCACUGUAGGCUGCAACAACACAAUGGGCCAAAGCAGCACAACAGCAACUCCCUGGACCAGUCCAGUGACUCUGACUCCAGAGCCUGAGUAA